AUGUCAGGGCCGUCGAACGUCCCGCCCAGACUAUCCCGAGAGGCAACCCAACGGGGCGAGGCACCGACUCUUUACUCGAGCAGCAGCGCCGUCACGCACAAUGCCUACCGAGAGAGGCCUCUACAGCUGCAGCAGCAGCAUGGCCCGCCGCCGCCGCCCCAACACCUGCCGCCCCCGAGAUCCUACCCGCACGAGCCGCUGCGCGCACCGCACGGCUUUCCGGGCCCCGAGGAGGCGAUGCCGCUGACGCCCUUGUAUACGCCCCAUCAACCUCGCGGAGCUUCGCAACCGGCUUACCAGCGGCCGCAUACCGCUACGUCUGGACACAACUCCGAAGGGCCGUACCCGAUGACGAGCCGAACGCCGGCAACUGAAAACCAGUCCUUUUCUCCGCCCAAGUCUCAGAGGAAAACCAAAGGCCAUGUUGCCUCUGCCUGCGUGCCUUGCAAGCGGGCCCAUCUUCGUGCUGACCAACUGGCGACAGCACAACGACCGUGCUCGAGAUGUCUCAGCAACGGCAAGGAAGACGCUUGCGUUGACGUUCAACACAAGAAGCGUGGUAGACCCCGACUUCGAGACGACAGGGACGCCCGAUACGAUCCGCUACGGGCCCCGCACUAUCCAGAUCUCUCGUUGCGAAGGCCGCUGAGUACAUAUGCCCCCGGAGGCCCCGUGGCGCAAGGAUCCGACGAGAUGAUUCAGAGACACUAUGUCGAGAGAGCCCCUGAUGGGAGCAUCUACAGCCCGCCACCGCUGCCUGCUGGCUACCCGGAGCCGGUGGCUUACCUGACGAUGGGAAUGGACUUUGCCAAGGCAUCGCCGACGUUUCUGGAUGCUAUUAGCGCCGUGAGCGUGACGAGUAGGAAACUGAGCGAUGUAGCGGCCGGCACGGAGGCGGAAAAGAUCUUUGGCAUGCAGAACCGGCUUUUGGGCGAGCAGAAACGAAGAGAACCAAACUACUUGCCGCCUAUCCUGGGCCUCGGGCCGGCCUUUCAGGGGAUGGGAUUCGGCAAGGAGGACAUUACGAGGUUCCAUUUGAAUAUUCAGGAGCAGCUGGCAUUUGUCGGGCCUGAUGGAUAUGCGAGGCAUUAUCCUCUCCGCAUAGGGCUGGGAAAGGAGGGAUCGUUCUUCUUCGUCGUCAUGUUGCUGAGCAUACCGCCUCGUUACCCGCUUCCGUCGUCCGCGCCGACACGAGUUCCUGCCGCCGUUCCCUAUCACGGGACACCAGGGCCACCGGAAGGCCUCGGGCCCCGCGCGGGUGUCGGCCCGGCGUUCGAUCCCGUCCGACACAGAGUCAGCGAGAGCCCUCUGAAUCUGCGAUCGCCUCUGAGCCUGCAGAACCUGGCGAGCCAAGCGUCGCCCGCGGUCAGCCCCGGCAUCGCCUCUCCCGUUUCCCCCUACGGUGCCUCGGCGGGCACCAGCCGCUACUCUGGGCCGACGGAACAGCCACCCUAUGGACCUGCUGCCUCUGGCGGACAACUGCCUUCGUUUUCCGGUCGGCCGGGCCAGCAGAGAUUUCAGCUUCCCCCCAUCAGAGCACAUUCCGAGCAACGCCCACCGGCGGUAAUGGGAGGAUACGGAUGGCAACGAGACGAACGAUCAGGGCGCGUCGAUAUCGGAGGCUUAAUCGAUAAGCCUGAAGAUGACGGGGGGAAGCCGCAUUAA
Molecule: messenger RNA, 1665 nt
Organism: Hirsutella rhossiliensis
Lineage: Eukaryota; Fungi; Ascomycota; Sordariomycetes; Hypocreales; Ophiocordycipitaceae
Exons: 3
Coding region: 1-1665 (554 amino acids)
Biological process (GO): regulation of DNA-templated transcription
Molecular function (GO): DNA-binding transcription factor activity, RNA polymerase II-specific; zinc ion binding
Source: RefSeq, a predicted model, not a curated record